This is a messenger RNA of Haliotis rubra (blacklip abalone), 1066 nucleotides long. RefSeq lists its product as uncharacterized. The transcript is spliced from 7 exons. The record is from RefSeq and is a predicted model, not a curated record. The coding region runs from base 155 to 1066 and encodes 303 amino acids. Lineage: Eukaryota; Metazoa; Mollusca; Gastropoda; Lepetellida; Haliotidae.
GUCUCACUACCCUCUAGUGAAUGUGGUGGCAGCACUGGCUUCACAGGUGUGUGGGAAAGCCAGUGAAGCUUACUGUGCCAGCAUCCAUCAGCUGGAGUCCACAGGAGCAGACGACAGUGUCAGUGCUGACCUCCAACAUCGAGAACAAGGCUACAUGGACACAAUCAAAGCUCUCCAGGCCCAGGUGGAGUUGAUGGAGUCUGAUAGCAUCAAGUCACUUUCGAAGAUGGAGAGGAAACUGAAAUCAGCUGAGACCCAGCUGAUGCAGAAGGAGGUAGACAUUGUGAAUGAGGAAGCAGUCUUACAGACCAAGUUUGAAAAACAGCUCAAGCAGGUCAAGGCAUCGGCUGAUCUGACGGUAAAAGACUUGAAAAUCCGGCUCCUGUCUCAAGACCGGGAGAUGACCACCAUGAAACAGCAACUACACCACAAGGAGCACCAGUUGCAGCAAGUCAGAGAGGAGUUGGAGGACACACAACGGUCAUUAGAAAAGAAGAACAAUGUUCUCCUGGAAGAGUUGUCUCAUUAUGUCACUCAAAAUAGAAACAGAACCGUCAGUCUGUCCAAGUUGAGCAAGGAAGGCUGUAAGAGUGAUGACACAGUAGCACGUGAGAAGUGGACGUUGAUCAGCAACAUCUGCGACAUGGUUCUAGAAGACUUGCAGGGCGUUGUUCAGGGUAUGGGUCAGGUUGUGACAAACAUGAAUUGUGGCACACAGCGGGGGGGGGACCUCGAGGCUACCCAUGCAGACAUGGUUGUUGUUGACCACAGCAUGCCGUCCACUGUCCCUUCCUCAUGUUCACAGCACUUGGGCAAGCAUAGCCAGGACAAUGACCAGUUGCUACAGUCACUCCAGAAGAGGGUGCACGAUUCUGGGGAGCUCAUCAAAAGACUCACACAGCCUCAACCCAUCACAGUCACCAUAGCUUUCGCCAACUACGUGCGUGACAGCCUGGUCAGCAUGUGCAAGGACAAAUUCCGGAAGGCUCGGUCAGGCAUCAACACCAUCCUCACUGAGCUGAUGGACGAGGAGAGUGAUGAGGAAGAACCUCUUGAGGAGUCUUGA